This is a messenger RNA of Paramecium octaurelia, 1009 nucleotides long. The record is from the annotation of a GenBank genome assembly. Lineage: Eukaryota; Ciliophora; Oligohymenophorea; Peniculida; Parameciidae.
UAUUAAUGUAAGCAAAUAUGCCAGGUGGAAAUGGACAUCUCAAGCCUAGUUUAAAAUUAAAUUAGAUUGUCUAUCUUGGUGCUCACAAUGCCCCUAUGUCCAAGUGUUACGGAUGGGUAUAUGCCUAACAAAACGUAACAAUAACCGAAUAGUAUGAAACUUAUGGUGCAAGGCAUUUUAAAAUUCCAUUGCAUUGGCACAUCUAAGACGGCAUACCUUAAGUUUUAUUAUUUAAUUAAUUAGAUUGUUGUUGCACAUGAGGGGGACGGGGGUACUAAUUGUAAGCUUAGUGUUGUUUAGAGAGCCUUGAAAAGUCCAGAAAAAGCCAUAGAUCGACUAAAAGAAUUAUUUGAUUUAGCCUUCAAAUAUCCAAAUGAAAUCAUGAUUGUGAAACUUGAGAGUAAAUUAUUCUGCAAUACUCAAACUAAUGGGACAUAGGGAUGGGAUAGAAGCUUAAUUACCAAAAUGUUGCAUAGUUUGUUAUUAGAACUUAAAGGAGAUGAAAGAGCCAUAACAUUUUAAGAAAAUGAUCCUCCUACUUUAGGUUGGUGUAGGGAAAAUAAUAAGAAUAUAUUGAUUACAAUUGAACCAAGGGAAUAGGUGAUGGAUGACUUAUUACAAUAUACAUAUUAUUCAUAUAGAGUAAGUGCUCAAGUAGAUUGGGAAACCGAUCCAUUAGAGGAUGUUAAAACUGGAAAGGUAUAGCGAGGAGUAACAAAUAAGAAUGAUGGAUCGAUAUGGUCACCUUUUUUAGAAAUUCAUUUAAAUCCUGAAAAUUCUUUUAAGUAUUCAUUUCACCAUUUACUUAAGACCUGAUUACCAGUAUAGGACUAAAUAUAAUUUCUAUCAGCACGUGAAAAAACGGUUCUUACAAUAUUAUCACCAUUGCAGAAAGAUGCCUAACUUUGUUGUUGCUGAUUUUAUAGAUUAAGGGGAAGCUUCAAUGGUUGUGGAUAGUAUUAAUCAAAGCAUCAAUGAAAAUGACGGUUUUAAACCAGAAUUAUUUUGA